Messenger RNA from Galleria mellonella (greater wax moth), 5779 nucleotides. RefSeq lists its product as uncharacterized. The record is from RefSeq and is a predicted model, not a curated record. The transcript has 5 exons. Bases 345 to 1406 code for a protein of 353 amino acids. NCBI's taxonomy places the organism in Eukaryota, Metazoa, Arthropoda, Insecta, Lepidoptera, Pyralidae.
UAUUCACUUUUUUUUGAUGUUUGUAAUUUUUGCUUAUUUUGCUGUUAUAGUUUUUCGAAGUAUCUAUCAUCUGCCAUAAAUUGAUAUGUUUAAAAUUUGAAAUAUCGUUUUUAGACAUUAAUAUUAUGGAUUGUUUCCUCAAUUCAAUCUGUGACAAUAUUCUUCCAUUCCAUGUGACAAUAUUAAUAAUUAAAAAUAAUAUAUAAUCAGUGUCAAUAUAAAUAAUAUAAUUCUUCUAAUUAGGUUCUUAUUAGGACUAAAAACUUUUUGAUUAUUAUCUUCUAUUCCUACUAGAAUUUGUUGAAGUCAGUGGGAAGCCUAGGGCUUUUCUAGGCAUAAAGACAAUGUGUUCUUGGACUAGUAAAUAUGCCAUACUACGAGACCUAUCAGAAGCACAGGGACAUGUGCCCACGGAGAUCAAGGGCACUGUUGGUGCUGAACCACCACCGACAUUGCUGCUUACAGAAGAGACCGAGGAGGAAUUUUUCGCCAACUGCAUUGGAGCGGGCGACUGCGUUGUGGGCAAACCGGACUUAGGACUAAUUAGAAAAAUGCUCGACAUGGUAAAGGAUGUUGAUUCCACUUUACCGGAAUCUGGUGAUGGAGAUGGUAAAAAAACAGUUAUGUCUAUACAAAAAUUUAACGAACGUUGUCCUGACUUUGUGGCAAAAAAUGUGAAUGUUAAGACUAACAAUAAAACCGUCAGUACAAAGAAAAUAGUGGAAAAAGAUAUAGACAACGACAAAAAAGCAAAACCAAAGAAGGCGAGAAAUGUUGCCUUAAUUUCUUUACUGGACGCUUUAAAUAAAAAUGAAAAUAAAGAUCCAUUGAACCUAAUGAAACCCAAUAAUUUCAUUGAUAGUAAUGUGAGCGAGUCUCUUGUGAAAGUCGAUGAUUGGCUAAAUUCACAGGUCCAAAAUGAAUCCACAAAUGGGAAAAAGGUGCCCAACUUAACACCAAUUACUACUAUGUUCAAGAGAAAAACUAAUGUCGUAAAACAAUCAAAUGAAACUGCGAAAUCUGUUGCAACAAAGAAAGAAAAUUAUACACCUUCUGGGUUAGCCACGGAGUAUUAUAAAAAAUAUGUUGAGAAAUCAAAAUUAAAUAAUUGUAUAAGAGAAGACAUAUGGACGAAAACCGAACGCGUAAUGAGGGAAGCUGACGCCAAAAAGAAAGCUGAAUUGGUUAAGAAAAAGGAAGUAGAAGAAAGUAGAAGAAGGACAGUGGAAUUGGCUCAACAAGAAGGCAAUAAGGAAAAAACAUGUACAAUUCUUACUAUAGAUCAGGACAAGUUUCACAUGGUUGGUCUGCCUCAGCAUCGCCACAAUCUAACCGAAGAUUGCAUUGUUUGCAGUAGGAUUUUCAUAGACAAUAAUAAACAUGAAACAGUUUUGAUAACUCUGUGAUAUGCGUAGAAGUAUGUCUAGUUUAGUAAUAGCAAUGUGUGAUAAGUAUUGGUUUAUUAUUUUAGAAAUUAAUAGUAAGUAGUUAUUGUACUGUAUAUUGCCAAUUGUGCUUUCGUUUCGUAUAUGAUACUAAUGCAGUUGGUGCCUUAAGGGGUCAUUUAGGGUUUUAUCAAGUGUUUAAGAGGGUAGUGCCCAGACCCGUCACUCCAAAUCACAUACUUGUCACAGAUUUAAAUGUAGAAUUAUUAAAGAUUUACUUUCUGUAUGUCAGUUCUAAGGCACAAACUCCUGAAAUCUAAAAGUAGUAAUAGAAUUAAUAUUUUUUCUUAUACACUAUGGACACACAGACACCCCAAUCGAAGCUGUAGAUGAUGAAUCGGACGCCUUAUGUAGAAUGGCAAUUGGAAGAAAUACAAAACGUAGUUCAAAGGGACUGCAAUAAUUUUUUUUUGCCAUUAACUCGCAAAGAAAAUAAAGAAUUGUUUCUUUUGGCAUUAUCGACAAUUCUGACAAGGUAACCUAUCUGUGGUAAGCGAAUCCAUCGAUGGAAUCGUUAUGAUCGGUCAAUAUGUUAGAACGAGACAUUAUAUGUCGCUAUCUCAUUCUAUCUCAAGAUCUCGUUAGCGAUGACGAUUCUAUUUAUCGAUUAGUUUGCCAGAGAUGGCGGUGAUAAGGGUGGCUGGUGUUGAAGAUAGAUUGUAUUGAAGGUAGUUGAAGAAACUGAAGAAUGUAAAUCUUUGGGUGCUCAAAUUAUACCCAUAUUAUUUAUAUAUUCAUGUCAUGAAACGAUAUUCACUGUUUCGGUUUAGUUUGAGCAUUAAUGGACAAAAUAUGGCUUCAUAUGCCUUUUAGACAAACCAAUUUAUGCAAAUGUUGCCUACCUAUAUCUGUUUAGAGUUUAAAGUCAUGUAAAACAAAAUAUACUGCAUUGUUAUUAUAUUUAUUUAACUACUUUAAAAGUCUUUAACAAGUUAAAGGUUUGUAAAAGUUAGAAUACUUGUCAAAAUUACUACUCGUAACUCGAGUGUAAAAUGAAACUUCAUCGCGUUAUUUUAUUACAGUAUUGUGGUAUAUUGUAUGAAGCAUUUGACGAGUAUAGAAUUUUGGUGUCUUAUCCUCCUAUUUGAAAUUUUUUGGCGCCCAGGGAAGUCUUUCUCUUUUUACUUUGACUACAACUUUAAGAGCAAAAGGUCAUCAUGAUAUUGUUAUGUAUUAUGAUUAAGAUUGCUAUAAGUAAAUAAGGUUUGAGUUACAUGAAAUGGAAGGAUGGGAUUUUAUUGAUUUUAUUGGUGGUCGAUUAGGGUCCUGCUUAUGUGUCUAAACUAAUAUUAUAAAGAGGAAAUGUAUGACUUUUUGUAUGAUUGUUUUUAAUGGAUAAACUCCAAAUUAUUGGGUUGGUGCUCUAAGAGUUCGGGUUAUACCCACUGAUCAUGCUUCCCUACUUUACCAAUUUGUCUGAGGUCUCGUACAAUAGUUGUAUGAUGGACAGCCAGUUCUUGUGCAAGUUCUCGUGUGCUUGUAUGCACAUUGGACUCCACUAAUUAUUGUAAAACUUGCAGAUCCAUAACGCGCGAAGGUCGACCGCGACGCAUAUUUUCAAAAUUACUCCACAACGAAAUUCUCGGAACUAAUUUCUCACUGUCCUUUCAGAAACUAUUCUCCCCUAAUCUCUUAUUUUUUUUUGCUGUUUCAUGCAUUUAAUCCACCUUUGAACUCAUAAAACAUGAUACCCCUAAUUUUUUUCGAAUCCAUGGUAAGAAAGAAAAAUUUAAAUCACGUCUUACAUCUGAAUCCUCUGAUAGUGUUUAAAAUAUUAAUCAAGUGUCAAUGCUUUGCUUACAAUAACAAAAAUGAACAAGUCUAAACGUGUUCAGGAAGACGCGUCCACUGUUUUACAUUGUUGCGCAAUCGGCAAUUUCAUAUGCACCAACCCAAUAUCUCAAUCGAUUUAAAAAAUCCACACAUAGUAAUUUAAAUUGUAAGCGAGUAACGUAGGUUUUAUAAUAUAUUAUUUUGGAAAAUUUUAUCCACCCGUGCGAAGCCGAGCCGAUUGGCUAGUUGUAAUAUAAAAUAGGAACUGAAAGAUAAAAUCCAAAACCUGUGAUCUAGAUAUGUUGAUUUGUAUUGUUAGUAUUUAAAGGUAACUUAUUUUUAAUAUAAAUAAUUUAUAAAAAAAAUUCAUUUGUCACCGAUUCUUUUGUGUAUUCGCCCUGGUAUAGUCUUAUUUCAAUAGAAUUUACCGAAAAGAUAACUAAAAGUGAAAUUAGCAACAAAUUGAGAUUAUACAGAAGACCGAAGAGUAUAAUUUGCCACUAUGUCUGGCGUUUGUGGCCUAUGAGAAAACUUUUUAUUCGGUCUAGAUAUGGGCUGUACUACAGUCCUUCCAACGGUGCCAGAUUGAGUAUAGGUAUAUCGAAGUGUUACAUACACAACAGUAAGGCUACGAUGUUUAUUCGAAUAAUAGAGCCAGAGUUCGAAACCCAUCCCAACCCAAAAAACUCUUCAAAGCCUCAUUGGAAGAAGUUUUAAUACUUUUGGACUGGAAAAGAUAUGGUGUAAACAUCAGUAGCGAAUAUAUCACUCAUUUUCGAUUUGCUGAUGGCAUAAUAAUUAUGGUGGAAUCCCUGGAGGACUAGUAUACUAUGCUUAAUGACCUCAAUAGUGCUUGUUAACAGGUUAAGAUGAACACGGGCAAAACUAAAACCAUGUCUACCGUCCAUGUCACACCUAUACCGGUUACGAUUGAGAACACUACGCUCGAAGUUGUCGACGUAUGUUUACCUAGGACGAGUUGUCCGAAUGAAUAAGUCCAACUUCCAACGAGAGGUCAACCGACGAAACAAAUUGGGCUGUGCAGCGUUCAGACAACCACGUCGCAUCUCAUCCAAAUAUCUCAAAGUUUGAAGACAGAGGUAUUUAAUCAGUGUGUGUUGUCAGAGACGAUCUAUGGGUCCAAAACAUGGUCUUACACAGUUGACCGUAGAAGGUUCAAGUUGUCAGCGAGCUAAGGAAAGGGCGUUUCUUGGAGUUUCUUUGUGUGGCAGAAUCCGAAAUGAGGAUAUCGUACAACUCGCCAUAAACUAAAAUUUCAUCCCAACCAUCUGGACGAGUGGCGGUCCUCCACCGUGCGUUUUUCAAGGCACUUUCUUCCACGCACAACCACUCUUUGAAAUCAACUUCCAGCAGCAGUAUUUCCAAACCGAUACGACAACAUAACCGUCAAGAAAAGAGCAUAUUCCCUUUUAAAAGGCCGGCAGCACACCUGCAAUGCCGCUGGUGAGACAUCAGGUGGGUUACAAGCUCUUUUGCCCCCUGUGUUGUAAAAAAAAAUCCGCAGAAGAUUGGCUUGAUGGGGAAGAAAAAUUCUUGAGUGCCGACCCUAUACAGGCAAACACAGAGUAGGGCGAAUCCUCACAAGAUGGAGUGACGACCUCAAAUGCAUGCAGAGAGUCAAUGGAUGCAGAUGGCUCAGGAUUGUUUCUUAUAACAGUAGGUGAGGCCUACGUUCAGCAGUGAAUAUUUAACUGCCGAGAUGAUGGUGAAUCAAUAUUUUUUUUUAUUUGUCCCACUAUUGGACAUCAGCAGAGCUUUGGUUGUGAUAUUUAUUCAUUUGUUAAUGUUUUUAUUAAUUACUAUAUAUUGAAACGAGACUGUAUCAUCGCUUUACGUUUUAAUAUUUAAAAAAAAUUGGGGUUUUAGUUAUUUUUUAGUUUUAUUUUAGUUAUGUGUUAGUUUUUGGUUUAGUUAUUCUUUAGGAUAGCAUACAGCAGGGGUGGCCGACUUGACUAUACCCAAAAUCUAUCGUUUACUGACAAAACCCUGUGCGAUCUACCAAUUAUAUACUUCUUGAAAUCUCAAAUGAAACGACAUAGUUCAGUACACAAUUAUGUAGUAUUUUUUAUUUUAUUAAGAGGGAAAAUAUAAAAUUGAAAAUUAUUUUUAGUAACUACUUAUUUAUAUUAGUAUAAGUAUAACGUCUGAGCGACUUCCUUUAAAUUAGCAAAAUAUAUUUUGCCUUGCCACGAUCGACUGGACUAAAAGUCGCGAUGGACCGGUUGGCCAUUCCUGCUAUAGUGCAUAUUUUAUUACAUAUUGUUCCUAAUACAGUAAUAAGAACAAGGCUUGAUAUGAUAGUGAUCCCUUUGUUCCACUGAAUAAGUUUUAACAGCUAUGUUCUCAGCUAUGUUCAGUAUGCAUUACUUUUUCUUUUAUUAUUUAUUAAUUGCAUACUACUUACAUGAGAAUGAACAAUGUUACAUUAAUUCUGUUCAAGCUAAGUUAAUAAUAAUUGUUUAUAAAAAGAAAAAACAAUAAAUUUAACAAUUUUAUCUUUGUGUACAGUAAAGUAUAAAUAAAUUAUGAGAAGAAAUUAA